AUCAAGGCAUAAACUAUAUAGAUAUACAGAAAAUAGGCCAAACAUUGAGAUUUUUUUGACACAAGCAAGUCCAGAGAACGUUUACUAUGUAUGGUUACCGGCGCCCAAGAAGCCCCAGGGAUUCCCAGACAGAACCACAGAAUGACAAUGAAGGAGAGACCAGUUUGGCUACCACACAAAUGAAUCCACCCAAACGUCACCAAGUGGAGCAGGGUUCCAGUACAGGUGCAAAAAUACCCUCAAUUUCAGGAGCUCCACACCUGAAUUCAUGCCAGUCCCUGGAACCUCCCCAGGAGCAGCAGGAUUCUGGCACUGAGGAGCUCAUCAUAGUCCUGGAACAAGGGACAGAAGUGAGGCUUAGCCUGGAAGAGGGCAUCCUCAUCCUGGCCCCAGAGAGAGCGCUGCAGCUGACCCUGGAGAACACAGUCCUUGUGAUUGUCCCUGAGCAUGUCCUGAGUUCACAAGAUGGCCUGCUGCCCCCUGUGCAGAUCCAGUACAUCAUACCUUCCAUUGAUGACUUCAGCUUGGAGUUUUAUGCUCAAGAUGGAGACAUCUCAGAUAUGAGAAGGGAGAAUGUGACUUUUUCACCUGCAGAAGAAGAGGAGGCAGCACCCCUCUAUGAGCAGCCCUUGAUGAUAUCCCCAGCAAACGAUAUGGCUGGGAUCAGCCCCUCUUUCCUAGUAACUCCAUUGUGUGUUCCACAUUGUCUGGCAGCCUUCCCCCAACGCUACCCUCUACCACCCACACCUAGUCCCGUGGGACGCCCUAGACCAGCUGACUGCAGUUUCAGCCUGCAUGGUAUAGAGCUCUUGUGCACCUCCUCCCUCAGACCUAUGCCCCCUUCACCAAGUCCUGGUCCCCAGAUCUAUCACAGGGUUCACCAUAGGCCUCCCAGCAGGGCACGGAAAUGUCUCUUUGGGAAGUGAUUUAACCCAAGACCCACCCCCUGCUUU
This is a messenger RNA of Symphalangus syndactylus (siamang), 953 nucleotides long. Its product is annotated as proline-rich protein 23D1-like. NCBI's taxonomy places the organism in Eukaryota, Metazoa, Chordata, Mammalia, Primates, Hylobatidae. The record is from RefSeq and is a predicted model, not a curated record.